AUGGCGCUAGUCACCAACGUCGGCAAAUAUUUGAAGUCUGAAGGAUCGAUAACACGCAGCUACGAAACCAAAAGCUACACAAUCUGCCAUAUGGCGGACGAAAUGCAGUGUCGGCUGAGCGAGGAAAUCUUCUGCCGAAUGGAUAGAGGAUACUAUUACACCGGCCGGGGCUCCAACAUCGCAAAAGCUGGUUCGGCGAGCUCUGGUGACUUGGGUGAAACCAAUUUCCGCAAUGGCACCGAGCAAUGGGCAGCGUGUAUCGACUGGCGAAUGAGACACACAACUUAUCUUGACAACAUAACACAAGAGAUGAACGUGGACUUGCCAAAGUACCAACAAGAAGUCCAGCGACUCGUGGGGGCCCAGGCAGAGCGCCAGCUGCCCAAUGAAAAGAUCGCCACUGCGACUACUGACAUGAACCGUGAGCAUGAGCAAGUACUACGUACGGUGAGCGACAAUGGCGACCGGCGGCUUGUCUAUGGCUCUGCAUACGCGGCGAUCGAACGGAUAAUAUUGGACGAGUCUGAGAAGAUCAAGCGCGAGCUGGACGAGGAAGACGAAGUUCUUGUUGAGGCGUCGUUUGUGGUGUGA
Molecule: messenger RNA, 591 nt
Organism: Alternaria hordeiaustralica
Lineage: Eukaryota; Fungi; Ascomycota; Dothideomycetes; Pleosporales; Pleosporaceae
Exons: 2
Coding region: 1-591 (196 amino acids)
Source: RefSeq, a predicted model, not a curated record